AAGUCCCUUGUAAUUAGGCUUGAAUAUCAGCGGAUUAACGGCUUAGCUUUGCUUACCUCUUACUUCUGAUUCUGAGAGGUCGAGAGACCAGUUCGCACAAAAUAGCCCAAGUGAGCACAACCGAGCACUUCACUUUGAGAGCAAAAUGUCGAUGGGAACCAUAGGUCCAGUGACCCCAAGCUCUGCGAAGAGGAAGAGAUCUCGAAGCCGAAAUCGUGAACUGAAACAUCCGUGGAUUAACAAUUUUCACCAACUGCGGAAAGACAUCCCAGCCUUGGAACGGGCUGCAAAAUAUUCCGAAUCUUUGUACAUUAUGUUAAAGGAGUCUAGCCCUAUUAUGAAGUCGACCAUGAUUCAGAGCGAGGAACUGGCUGUAAAUGUGAUGGAGUCGCUUCAGAGCUUUGCUAAGACAUCGAAUUUGACGGCCAUGUUGGUUCAAACUCAGGAUUUUAUGGAGGAUCAACUAGAGCAGAUGGUUCUCACAAGAAAAUGGAUGACCGAACGAAUGGAGAAUGCAAGUCAGGAGGCUCAGCAGCGAAUGCGGCACAUGCAAACGCAGAUGCUGAUUGCCUUGGAUCGGAGCUUCUUUGACACCUUGGAAGGCAUUCAUGCUACUAUGGAUCAGAUCGAGGGCGUGUGCGGUACCAUUCUUCUUCCGCCUUCUGCAGAAGAUACAAGAUUGACGGGUACAUUGGAUUUUCGAAGCACCGUCAAGCGUCUCUUGAGGCUUUCAUGGCGGUUCAACGGCGGAGUUCUUCAGUGGAUCUCCCAAAAGGUGUACCCUUUCAUCGAUUGGAAUAACUGGAUGCUGUUGGUGGAGUCCCUUUAUCACCCCCAAAAAGUCCAAUACCGAUUCCAAACCAUCCGCGAUGAAAUUGGGCGGAAAAAUGUCUCCCGUGAUUUAAAUAGGAACUCAGAGCUGCUCUUCGUGGAUAAGCAAGCCAUCUAUCUUGGCCGGAACGUCCGUCAUGCUUGGGAAAUCAUGAGUGGGGAAACCCGACGAAUCUUUGACUUGAUCAUGGACGUGAACGAGUAUUUCAAGAUUCGUCUUCUUCAACUGACGGACGAUCUGAAGGAGGUCCGAUCUAUUCAAGAUUUGACGGUUCUCUGGGUGCAACAAAUCAGGACAAUCGUUCAAUUCAUGAAGACUUCGAAACCGGGUUACAUCCACGACUUCGACGUCUUGACCAAAUUGCAAGCUUGGUUGAUUAAGCAAGAAAAAAGUCUGAAGACCGCCUAGGAUAUCCCUAGGAAGACCAUUGACGAGAUUUGACCGGAAUGUGUACAAUAUAAAAUCAGUCUUGUGUUCAUCUAAAAGUCCGGAAUCACCAGAUGUUUACAGUUUGCCAAAUAUGAAGACUCAAUCAGGGGUUAUUAAAAACUUCUCUGUGCGCAAUCGCUUUUUAAUUCAGAGGGAUUCGAGGAGCGUGAUGAGCAAAUCUCCUUCGCCGAAGACCAAAAAAAAAUAUCUCAGUGGAAACCUACCACACGUUCCCAAACGUCCCACGGUUGAUCGAGAUAUGGUUAGGAGCAAAAAAUUCACCAAAUAUGCGAUAAAGUGAUUGAAGGUUUGGGAUUAAUUUAUACUUAAAGAUACUGUAGCUAUUCGAAUUUCUAAGCACUAAGAAAUUACCUAACAUAUAUAUCUAAUACUGAUGUAACCCAUCUGCUAUUGGCAGUGCUUGAACUUUUACCAUUACCUUUUAGAAAAAGCAAUCGAUAUCGUUACCCUUACCGCUCCUAUUGCAAAAAAGGGGGCCUAACACUAGAAAAAAAUCUUCAUGCGAUUUUUUAACAUUCAGUAAAAAUGACUCCAGUGAUUAUUUAUUUGAUCCCGUCAGUGGCAAGUAAGUCAUUGCAUAUGAGACGGAACCUAAAACAUCGGGUAAGAAACCUUUACGCAUUUUUCUUUCCCUCCUUUGUACAAGAAGAAUGUAACGGUAACAGUAGGGCUAAAAACCCGUUCCGAUACCAUUACCGUUACUUUUUCAGAAAAGUAACAUGUUACCGGUAGCAUCACUCAAGCCCUGACUAUUGGUAUAUUUAACCAAUACUACUAUUAUUGGAUAAUACAUAUGUUAUGCUUGUGAUUAAACUACACAUGUUAAAAAUAAAUCUAACGGAUAAUAA
This is a messenger RNA of Tigriopus californicus, 2130 nucleotides long. RefSeq lists its product as uncharacterized. The record is from RefSeq and is a predicted model, not a curated record. NCBI's taxonomy places the organism in Eukaryota, Metazoa, Arthropoda, Copepoda, Harpacticoida, Harpacticidae. The coding region runs from base 146 to 1240 and encodes 364 amino acids. The transcript has 8 exons.